AUGAUUUCGAGGAGACUUGAUUUUGAUGCUUUGUCUGUUGUCGAGCCGGAAUUGCUAAAGUACUGGGAUGCUAGUGCACGUAAUUUCAAUUUCUCCGAUCACCAUGCGAUGAUCGCCUUAACCAGGACUCUGGUCAAGGUAGAUAUGGGUUACUCCAUACAACUGUCAGAAACACAACUAUGUCCGAACUAUUUCAACCGGUUGGACUAUGUACUUUUUCUGCAGAGAUUGAUUGAUUUAACACCGGAUUCAGCCGAUUUGCCUGUGUUUGGACUUGACGUUGGAACCUCUCAAUCGUGCAUAUAUCCUCUUCUAUGCACAAAAUACAUCUGCAAUAUUUCAAAAAUGAUUGGAACAGAUAUUGUACCUGAGUUUAUCGAUGCUGCCGAGAUGAAUAUACAGCGAAACAACCUUUCUUCCUUGAUCAAACUAGCAGUAGUCGAUCAAAAAGAAAACUGCUUUUUCCCGCUUUUCAAGCAGAAGUUUCAUUCCGAAGAAGAUGCAAUCGUUUUCACCAUGUGCAAUCCACCUUUUUAUACAUCUGCACACCAGAUGACUACGAGUAGAGAACGUAAGAACGAUUUUGUGAAGCAGCAAACCAUAGGACACGUAUCCGAGCUAAUCACGGAUGGCGGCGACUACAGCUUCAUCAUGAAAUUGCUUAAUGAUAGUGAAAGCUUCUCAACUCGUGUUACAUGGUUCACGUCGCUAAUAGGCAAUCUUUCUACUUUGCGAAGGCUAGUACCCUAUUUGAAAGCAAACCAGCACAGGAUCAUAUAUGGGGUCCACAGAUUUAAAUCAGGGGCAUAUACAGUUAGGUGGAUUCUAUUCUGGACGUAUAAAAUGGAAUAUAAACCUCCACCGGAGCUAUUCAAUUUUUCCAGCAAAUUCCUUAACGCAAAGAAGUUUGUUCAAAUCAUGCAAGACAGAAAAGAUGACAGCUAUUCGUUAAGGUCGAGAAUUUUGGUAAAGUUAUUUUCACUUCCUUACACUUCAUUGCAUUUGCGUGAUGUGAUUGUCAUCAGACUUCCGGGUAACGUUUUCUCUAGGUCUUAUCGACGAUCAGGGGAAUUUAACUUCGAUGGCUCUGAGUAUAUAUUUGAAUUAGAUGUCAAACGGCGUAAAAUCACAUGGAGAAACGGAUUAGACCAUAAGGUUUUCGAGAGCUUUUGUAACGUCAUAAACUCUUUAUAG
Molecule: messenger RNA, 1194 nt
Organism: Pichia membranifaciens NRRL Y-2026
Lineage: Eukaryota; Fungi; Ascomycota; Pichiomycetes; Pichiales; Pichiaceae
Exons: 1
Coding region: 1-1194 (397 amino acids)
Biological process (GO): rRNA base methylation
Cellular component (GO): nucleus
Molecular function (GO): 23S rRNA (adenine(1618)-N(6))-methyltransferase activity
Source: RefSeq, a predicted model, not a curated record